Molecule: messenger RNA, 1545 nt
Organism: Trametes versicolor FP-101664 SS1
Lineage: Eukaryota; Fungi; Basidiomycota; Agaricomycetes; Polyporales; Polyporaceae
Exons: 3
Coding region: 1-1545 (514 amino acids)
Molecular function (GO): protein binding
Source: RefSeq, a predicted model, not a curated record
AUGCGAAAUUCGACCACUGUCAAUAAUCUCCCGGUGGAACUACUCCUCGAGGUGUUCACAUACAUCGCCCAUCUCGCCCUUCACUGCCUUCCAUUCGGCGCCGCUGCCAGGUAUUAUCAGUGGACGCGACUCAUGCUCGUAUGUCAGCGUUGGCGGGCCAUCAUCGUCAACGCAUCUCAGUUCUGGACCGCCGUCGACUUCGUGGACAACUGGAAUUGGGUAGAGCUUUGUCUAGAACGCUCAGGGCGGAGUUCCAUCGACGUACGCCUCGUCGGACUUCCUCCCGAGUUACUCAAGGCGGCACUUCCACUCCUCGUGGCCGCGAGCGUUCGAAUUCGAAGUCUCACAUUCCAGAGCUACUCGGAGACAAUAUCCAGCGUAUUCCUUCAGCAGCUUUUCAGCCCACCCAUGCAUGCGCUAGAGAACCUGUCCGUCUCCCUUAAUUGGCGAGACGACGAUCAGCCGAAGGUCAACCUCAGGCUGUCUUCCGAAAGGCAUCCGAGGCUACGAUCUUUGGCACUCGCCGGCACGCCCCUCCCUAUCGAGCUAUCCGUGUACUCCCGGUUACAAUCCCUCGCUCUACACGAAAGGAGUAUCCCGCGAGAAGGCCUUUCCUUCCAGCAUCUGAUGCGUAUCCUCCGCAAGGCCUCGUCUCAGCUACGGGAAAUCGACCUCUCUCACGUAGACAUCCCGCUUCCCCAGGUCGGCGGGCCUGACGAACUCGACCAUCUCCAAGACUCUCUGAUUCACUUCCCCGAGCUAAGCAGCUUCUACAUGGAAAACCUCGACUACCUCGCUGCAUCUCGGAUACUCGAAAUGCUGGAUUUACCCGUCUGCACCUAUUUCCACCUUCGCGUCUACGCCAACUCUAUGAUCAACCCGGGGUCCUUCCGAUCACACCUGCUCAGACUCAUUCCGCAGAACAUCAGGCCUCUCCUCAGUACCUCUGUCGAGCUUGUCAUAUCGAUGACUGCCAACACGUACACAGUUAGGGACCCCAGCGUGCACGGUCAACAUGCGGUGGACCUUGGAGACGCACACCUACAUCGCGUGUACAUAUCUGUCUCAGGCCUAACCGUGCUGGAAGCCCAGGUGGACGACAUCGUCCAUAUCGCCGCCUUCCUCCACCUCACCACGUUGUCCGUAUUUUUGACCGGACGUCCCGUAUCGGAAGCGAGCUCAUGGAAGACACUUUUUUCGGCGUGCCCGAACCUGCGGACGCUCGACGUCGCGGUGCACCCUCCUAUACCCCUGUUCCUCGCCCUCACUCCGACUCCGGCUGCGACGCUCAUCCCGUGUCCGGGACGCUUGGGGAGAGCACCUACUGGCGUUCCUCCGGGCACGCUUAGGAGUAGCGUGCCGGAUCGUGGGCUCGCGGCUACGCUUUUUCGGCGAGAGAUCCAUCAUGCGACAUGCGAGCCCAUCGGCGUCGCGAAACUCGUUCUGAGCGAUAUGGUGAUACAGUGGAAUUACUCGGACUCUGGCUUGAGGAGAGUUACUCGCAAAGGCAUCGACGUCUUUCCCCCCAACUCCGCGGUCGGGUAG